AUGGGUGACUGGAGCUUUCUGGGUAAUAUUUUAGAGGAAGUGAAUGAGCACUCAACGGUGAUCGGCCGGGUGUGGCUCACGGUCCUCUUCAUCUUCCGCAUCCUCAUCCUGGGUACGGCGGCAGAGUUUGUGUGGGGCGACGAGCAGUCAGACUACGUCUGCAACACGCAGCAGCCCGGUUGCGAGAACGUGUGUUACGACGAGGCAUUCCCCAUCUCCCACAUCCGCCUGUGGGUUCUGCAGAUCAUCUUCGUGUCCACGCCGUCUCUGGUCUACGUGGGCCAUGCUGUGCACCACGUCCACAUGGAGGAGAAACGCAAGGAGCGCGAGGAGGCCGAGCUGAGUCGCCAGCAGGAGCUGAAUGAGGAACGGCUGCCGCUAGCACCCGACCAGGGCAGCGUGCGCACCACCAAGGAGACCAGCACCAAGGGCAGCAAGAAGUUCAGGCUGGAGGGCACCCUGCUGAGGACCUACAUCUGCCACAUCAUCUUCAAGACACUGUUCGAAGUGGGUUUUGUUGUGGGCCAGUACUUUCUGUACGGCUUCCGCAUCCUGCCGCUGUACAAGUGCAGCCGCUGGCCCUGCCCCAACACCGUAGACUGCUUUGUGUCCCGGCCAACAGAGAAGACAGUCUUCAUCAUUUUCAUGUUGGCCGUGGCUUGCGUCUCGCUCUUCCUUAACUUCGUGGAGAUCAGCCACCUGGGCUUGAAGAAGAUCCGCUUCAUCUUCUGGAAGCCAGCCCCGGGGCAAGCCCAGAGUGAGGGCCCGAGCCCACUGCCCCCUCCAGGGGGGAUCCUCAAGAGCCUGCCCCCCCUGGCCGUGCCCUCCAUCCAGAGGGCCAAAGGCUACAGGCUGCUGGAGGAGGAGAAAGCCCCGUCCGUGACCCACCUCUAUCCCCUGGCAGAGGCGUGCAUGGAGGCAGGGAGGCUAACCCCCCUGGCCCCGCCCUUCCAGUGCAUGGAGGAGAAGGCGGAAGAACUGGGGCACAUGGAGGACAUUUCUAAGGUGUACAAUGAGACCCGGCCCUCCUACGCCCAGACCACCGAGAUAGGGGAGGAUACACUACCACUACACCAAGAGGAGGAGGAGCAGGAGCAGCAGCAGCAGGAGGUGGUGGAAGAGGGCAAAGAAGAGGAGAAAGUGGUGGCGGAGGUGGUGGAGCAGGAUGUGGUGGAUGGAGUGGUGGAGGAGGACGGAGUGGUGGAGGAGGAUGUGGUGGAUGGAGUGGUGGAGGUGGUGGUGGAGGAGGAUGUGGUGGAUGGUAUGGUGGAAAGGGAGGACGAGAAAAAAGAAGAGCAGAGGGAGGAGGAGGUGGUGGAGGAGGUUGUGGUGGAGGAGGUGGUGGAGGAGGUUGUGGAGCAGGAGGAUGUGGUGGAGGAGGUGGUGGAGGAGGUUGUGGAGCAGGAGGAUGUGGUGGUGGAGGUUUUGGUGGAGGAGGUGGUGGAGGAGGUUGUGGAGCAGGAGGAUGUGGUGGAGGAGGUUGUGGUGGAGGAGGUGGUGGAGGAGGUGGUGGAGGAGGUUGUGGAGCAGGCGGAUGUGGUGGAGGAGGUUGUGGUGGAGGAGGUGGUGGAGGAGGUUGUGGAGCAGGAGGAUGUGGAGGAGGUGGUGGAGGAGGUGGUGGUGGACGGGGAAGGGGGACCUCCAGCCGAGGCAGGGAUGGAGGUGACGGAUACGAUAGAAGACACCAGACCACUGAGCAGAUUGAGCAAAGCCAGCAGCAGGGCCAGGUCAGACGAUCUCACCGUAUGA
This is a messenger RNA of Coregonus sp. 'balchen', 1749 nucleotides long. The record is from the annotation of a GenBank genome assembly. NCBI's taxonomy places the organism in Eukaryota, Metazoa, Chordata, Actinopteri, Salmoniformes, Salmonidae.